AUCAAGUUUGUCUCCAAGAUGAUGCCGUAUGAAAAACUGCAGCUUACAGGAUAUGGAUGGCUCCCCGUUGAGAUAGCGCUGAUGGUCCUUGCGAACAGCAAACCUUGCUCAAAAAUCCUCAAGAUUCUGGACUGGUACGAAGAGCGAAAACGCUACGUUGUCAUUCUGGAACGGCCUGAACCAUGUCUGGACCUCGAGGAAUUCUCCAGCAAGCAAGGUGGAUGUUUGACGGAGUCCGAGGCUUGCAUUGUGAUGUGGCAGCUGAUGGUGGCGCUGAAGCAUUGUAAGAGCCAGGGGAUACUGCACCGUGAUGUCAAGCCAGAAAACAUCCUGAUUCAGACCAACACGUGGCAAGUCAAGCUGUUUGACUUCGGUUGCGGAGACCUCGUCAAAGACUCCUACAAUUACUUUGCAGGCACACGUCAAUAUGCCCCUCCUGAGUGGUUCGUACAGGGGCAGUAUCGGGCAGACCCAGCUACCGUCUGGUCUGUGGGCGUGACGCUGUACAGGCUGGUGUGUGGCUGUCUGCCUUUCAGGACCCCUGAGGAAACCAAAACUGGCCAUUUGUUCUUCCCCGAAAGUCUGUCUCAAGGCAAGAAAGUACAAAGACUGAUAAGCUAUGGACUAAUUAAUAGCAGACUGAACUAUACCUUAUACACAGACUUGAGCAGAGAAAGAAGCAUCCAUUUAUUUUAAUGUAUUAUAUUUUAUGACUAUGAAUUAAUUAGUCAAUAUGAUAAAAUUGACAGGAAAUGUGUAGAGCUACAAGUGUGAGGAAUUUCUUAUGUACUCUACAGCAUUUUCUUUAAAGGAUUAUUUAUUGUAAAUCAGGUUCUUUAUGGGGUUAAGUAUUAGAUUCUUCUUUCUAUGUCUUUUUGAUUUAUGUACCUGGGUAUUGUGUAACAGAGUGCAGCGAUCUGAUCCGUUGGUGUCUGAGCCCCGAUGCAGAAGACAGACCCAGCCUGCAGCAAAUAGAGCUUCACCACUGGUUUAACUUACCAGAUUAGUGCCAGUUUACAGGAGACAGGGACCACAGCACUAACCUCCUCUUGGGGUCUUCCUCAGGAGUCUGCUGGAGCCUAUCCCAGCAUACACAGGGUGAAAGUCCAUCACAGGGCCACAUAUAGACAAACAACCACUCCUAUGGGCAAUUUAGAAUUACCAAACAACCUAAUGUGACUGUGGGAGGAAACCGGAGUACUCGGAGUAAACCCACGCAGGCACAGGGAGAACAUGCAAACUCCACACAGGCCCUAGCCUGUUCAACCCCGGGAUUCAAACCCCAGACCGUUUUGCUGUGAGGCAACUGUGCUAACCACUAAGACACAGUGCUGCCUCUUCUUAUCAUUGUAAAUAGUAAUAUGUUUUUUCAGUUUCAUGCUUUUGUUCAGAAUUGUACAGAACUUUUGUAUAGAAUUUGUAAUUAAUUAUAAAACUGUAAAUACAUCUGAAUUUAUUGUACA
Molecule: messenger RNA, 1463 nt
Organism: Hemibagrus wyckioides
Lineage: Eukaryota; Metazoa; Chordata; Actinopteri; Siluriformes; Bagridae
Product: serine/threonine-protein kinase pim-1-like
Exons: 3
Coding region: 19-696 (225 amino acids)
Biological process (GO): protein autophosphorylation; negative regulation of apoptotic process; regulation of mitotic cell cycle
Cellular component (GO): cytoplasm
Molecular function (GO): ATP binding; protein serine/threonine kinase activity
Source: RefSeq, a predicted model, not a curated record